AUGGGAAAACAAGAGUUCGACGCGCGCCCCAGUGUAAUUGUUGUCGGUGCCGGUGCUGGUGGUGUUGCGGCGGCUGCGCGCCUCGCCGCGGCGGGAUGUAAAGUCACGCUUGUUGAGAAGAAUGACUUCUCUGGUGGGCGAUGCAGUCUGAUACAUCGCGACGGCUACAGAUUUGAUCAAGGACCCAGUUUACUCCUACUCCCCGAGUUAUUCAAAGAGACGUUCCAGGACCUCGGGACUUCGCUCGAGGAUGAGGGCGUUCAUCUGGUCAAAUGCAAUCCCAACUACAACGUCCACUUCCACGAUGGCACAAAUUUCAAGCUAUCGACUGAUGUUGCGGUCAUGAAAGAGGAAAUCGAGCGAUUCGAGGGUAAAGAUGGUUUCGAACGCUAUCUUGGUUUCCUGCAGGAGUCCCACCGUCACUACGAAUUGUCUGUCAUCCAUGUGCUCAAGAGGAAUUUCUACUCGCUGUUCAGCAUGGUCCGCCCGAGUUUCUUGCGCCACUUGAUUGCUCUGCAUCCCUUUGAGAGCAUCUACACCCGAGCCAGUGUCUAUUUCCGCACCGAGAGACUACGGAGAGUAUUCACAUUUGCAAGUAUGUACAUGGGUAUGAGCCCAUUUGACGCUCCUGGAACAUACAGUUUGUUGCAGUACACGGAACUUGCUGAGGGGAUCUGGUACCCUCUCGGUGGAUUCCACAAGGUCAUCGAAGCUCUGGUCAAUAUUGGUGAGCGUAACGGUGUUGAAUACAUGUUCAACAGCCCUGUCUCAGGGAUACAGCUUUCCGACGACGGGAAACGGGCAACGGGAGUAACAUUCCAGGACGGCAGGCCGCCUCUCACCGCAGACCUGGUUGUUUGCAACGCUGAUUUGACAUACGCUUACAACGAACUCCUCCCAUCUUCCAGCUAUGCCAAAUCCCUCCAAGGGCGCAAAGCCUCGUGUUCAAGCAUAUCCUUCUACUGGGCACUCGACAGACAAUUCACCGAACUCUCCGCACACAACAUCUUCCUUGCCGAAGACUACAAAGAGUCCUUUGACAGCAUCUUCAAGAAGCACCUUAUCCCCGACCAACCGAGCUUCUAUGUCAACGUACCCUCGCGCGUCGAUCCCUCCGCAGCACCCAAGGGAUGCGACUCUCUUGUCGUUCUCGUCCCUGUAGGCCACCUCGAAGACUAUGGUUCAGACUUACACAAAGGCUCCAAGGACAAUGCAGGGAGGACGCAAGACUUCAAUUCGAUGGUGCAGAUGGCGCGCGACACGAUCCUCAAGACCAUCGAAGCCCGCCUGAACAUCGACAUCCGCUCCCACAUCGUCGACGAAGUCAUCAACACGCCCGUGACCUGGAAAUCCACAUUCAAUCUCGAUCGCGGCGCAAUCCUAGGCCUCUCGCACUCCUUCUUCAACGUUCUUGCUUUCCGCCCAAAGACAAAGCACGCUUCCAUCGAGGACCUAUACUUUGUAGGCGCGAGCGCGCAUCCAGGAACAGGCGUGCCGAUCGUGCUUGCGGGUGCGAAGCUGGUCAGUGACGAGGUGUUGGCCAAGUUGAGGAUGGCGCCAAAGAGCAUGGAUCAGGGGGAGAAGGCCGUGAUGAAGGAGGAGUACAGAGUCAUGCAGAAAUGGGGUGUUCCGCUGAAGAGCCAUUUGGACGUGCAGAGCAGGACGGCGUACUCGAUCUGGUUGCAGUGGUGGGUGCCGGCUCUGCUUAUGCUGAUUGCUAUCUGGCUGUGGAGUGGGACCAGCCAAGGGCUGAGUGUGCUGUCUUGA
Messenger RNA from Ascochyta rabiei, 1767 nucleotides. RefSeq names its product Phytoene desaturase (3,4-didehydrolycopene-forming). The record is from RefSeq and is a predicted model, not a curated record. The coding region runs from base 1 to 1767 and encodes 588 amino acids. The transcript has 2 exons. Gene Ontology annotation, molecular function: oxidoreductase activity. Lineage: Eukaryota; Fungi; Ascomycota; Dothideomycetes; Pleosporales; Didymellaceae. Gene Ontology annotation, biological process: carotenoid biosynthetic process.